This is a messenger RNA of Striga hermonthica, 1597 nucleotides long. NCBI's taxonomy places the organism in Eukaryota, Viridiplantae, Streptophyta, Magnoliopsida, Lamiales, Orobanchaceae. The record is from the annotation of a GenBank genome assembly.
AGCCAUUUUAACGAAAAUGGCGAUGAUCGAUGAGUACAUUUUGGGGGGUUUUGUUGCUUCCUUGUUUGGGUUCGCGUUGGUGUACAAUUUGCGAAGGAACGUGAGGAAAACGAGAGUUCCGAAGGCUGUGCGGGCGGAUGAGAGCCUCGAGAGAUCAGCCGCAGGCGGCGGAGUCCGGGAGGAGGCUGCCGGCGGGGAUGCCGAUAUUAUCAUUGUCGGCGCGGGGGUUGCAGGGGCGGCUUUGGCUUAUACUCUUGGCAAGGAGGGCCGGCGAGUUCGUGUGAUUGAGAGAGACUUAACAGAGCCAGAUCGUAUAGUUGGCGAACUUCUGCAGCCUGGAGGCUAUUUGCAAUUGAUUGAGUUAGGCCUUGAAGAUUGUUUGGAAGACGUUGAUGCUCAGCGAGUUUUUGGCUAUGCCCUUUACAAGGACGGUAGAAAUACGAAGUUAUCUUAUCCUCUUGAGAAAUUUCAUUCGGAUGUUUCUGGAAGAAGCUUUCACAAUGGCCGUUUCAUUCAGAGGAUGAGAGAAAAAGCUGCAACUCUUCCAAAUGUGAGACUUGAACAAGGAACAGUGACAUCCUUGCUUGAGGAGAAAGGGGCGGUUAAAGGAGUUCAAUACAAGACAAAGAAUGGUGAAACCUUUACUGCUUAUGCUCCCCUCACCAUUGUUUGUGAUGGUUGUUUCUCAAACCUAAGACGUUCUCUCUGUACACCCAAGGUGGACGUCCCAUCUUGCUUUGUGGGUUUGGUCUUGGAAAAUUGUGAACUACCUUACGCGAAUCACGGUCAUGUUAUUUUGGCUGAUCCUUCUCCUAUAUUAUUUUAUCCAAUCAGCAGUACGGAAAUACGUUGUUUGGUUGAUAUCCCCGGACAAAAAGUUCCCUCCAUUGCCAAUGGUGAAAUGGCUAAUUAUUUAAAGACGGUGGUGGCUCCUCAGGUUCCUCCAGAGCUGCAUGGCCCGUUUAUUGAUGCUACUGAGAAAGGUAACAUAAAGACCAUGCCCAAUAGGAGUAUGCCAGCGAAUCCUCAGCCGACUCCCGGAGCAAUCUUGAUGGGGGAUGCUUUCAACAUGCGCCAUCCUUUGACAGGUGGAGGAAUGACAGUAGCCCUUUCGGAUAUUGUCAUCCUUCGUGAUCUUCUCAGACCUAUACGAGAUCUGAAUGACGCAUCUACCCUUUGCAAGUAUCUUGAAUCCUUCUACACUCUCAGAAAGCCUGUGGCAUCCACAAUAAACACGUUGGCGGGAGCACUUCACAAAGUCUUCUGUGCAUCGCCCGAUCCGGCCAGGAAGGAAAUGCGUGAAGCUUGUUUCGACUAUCUGAGCCUUGGAGGUGUUUUCUCUAGCGGACCCAUUGCUUUACUUUCUGGCCUAAACCCACGCCCAUUAAGCCUUUUUCUCCAUUUCUUUGCUGUGGCUAUCUACGGAGUUGGUCGGUUGUUAAUCCCGUUCCCUUCUCCUCAAAGGGUUUGGUUGGGAGCCAGAUUGCUCUUGGUUGCAUCCGGAAUCAUUUUCCCGAUUAUAAAGGCAGAGGGGGUUAGACAGAUGUUCUUCCCUGCCACUGUUCCAGCCUACUACAGAGCCCCCCCUGUUAGUUAA